This is a messenger RNA of Emiliania huxleyi CCMP1516, 2442 nucleotides long. RefSeq lists its product as hypothetical. Lineage: Eukaryota; Haptophyta; Isochrysidales; Noelaerhabdaceae. The record is from RefSeq and is a predicted model, not a curated record. Gene Ontology annotation, molecular function: hydrolase activity, hydrolyzing O-glycosyl compounds. Gene Ontology annotation, biological process: carbohydrate metabolic process. The transcript is spliced from 4 exons. The coding region runs from base 1 to 2442 and encodes 813 amino acids.
AUGAAAAGUGAGUCGCGCCACAGCACGGUGUCUAUCGACCCCUUCCACGCAGCACCACGUCCGCCUCCUCCGCUUCUCCGCUUCUACCGCUGUAUCAUCGUCGUCACUGCCUUGGCCAUCGCCUCGCUGCUUGCGGGCGUGGCGCUCGCUGUCGCAGGCGUGCUCGCCUUGGUCAGCCCAGACUCGAGCCUCGCGGCGCUAGACCGCAAUGUGUGGAACGUCGAGGUCGACUGCGACGGCGGCGGAAACAACGAGCUUCAAUGCUACGUCGAUUCACAGGAGAACAUCGACGUUCGCGAUGGCAUGCUCCACAUCACGGCUCGCAGGGAGAGCGACGGCCGCGUCACCUCGGGUCGGCUCACGACGGAGGGCAAGGUUGAGAUUGCCUAUGGCCGCUGGGAAGCGCGGCUGAGAGUGCCCGGCGUGCUCGGCACAUGGCCAGCAUUUUGGACCCUCGGCAACGACAUCGGAGAGGUUAGCUGGCCUGCGUGCGGCGAGAUCGACAUCAUGGAGAACUUCCAGCGCGCGCCGCCCGACCGCUCCGGCGAGAGCCUCUACUCGACGGCGCACUCGGCAAAGCACUCUUGGGGCACGGGGACUGCGCUGCCGGGCGGCAGCUCCGAGCCGCUCGACCUCACCCAGUUCCACACCGUGCGGAUGGACUGGUCACCGGACAAGCUUGAGUUCUUCGUGAAUGGGGAGCGCACCUGGUUCCUCGACCGCAGCCCCGGCUCGACCAACUACGACUGGCCCUACGCCAAGCCCCACUUUGCGCUCCUCAACCUCGCCAUCGGCGGGAACGGCGUCGGGUACGCCACGCCGCCCGACGACGCCUACCCACUCACCUACUCGAUCGACUAUGUCUCGAUCGUGGCGCUGCCGCCCCCGCCGCCCUCUCCACCUCUUCCGCCGUGGUUCAAGUGCGGCACGGCCGCGUGCACGCCAGGGGUGUGGGCGGCGGCGGCGGCGAAUAGCGAGUGCACGACGUGCUCGUGCGGCGAUCGGAUCGAGUGGCUGCAGACGUCGCCGGAUGGACCAAAGAUGGACGAGGCCGCGGCCUGUGCGCAGGUGGCGGGUGUCGAGUUUUCAGAGGCCUGCGGCGGCUGCGAUCCGGCCUCCGCCGCCCCCUCGCCAACGCCGUCGCCCUCUGGCCCUGGCAGCGGCGGCGGCGUUGGAGCCCGAGGCGUCAAGUGCGCCAUCGCGGCUGAAUAUGGUCGAGGCAGCAACAACGCGCAGGCAGCCAUCGAAGCCGGGCUCCUGACGGCCGCCGACCUCAACGGCCUCAACGACUGGACCGACUCGGGCCUCAUGCUCAAGCAGUGGGACGACUCUUCGGCGCUGUGCCCGCCCCCGGCCGGAAGCCUCGACGUGCGAGGCGGCGUGGAGCAGUGGCUCACGGCCAUGGACACCAUCUUCGAUCCGCCUACACAGGUGUCGUCCGUUUGCAUCGAGGAGGCGUACUACUUUGCUGAGCACGGCUUCGGCGGCGUCGCGUACGAGAACGAAGUGCAGGCGUCGGCGACGACGUCCGAAGAGAGCGCGAGCCGGGUGGUUGACCGCUUUCGCUCGCUCUGCGCGUCGCCGGCGCCGCUGGCCUCGCCCUCGCCCUCACCCCCUGCGGAGACGGCGCCCUCGCCCUCACCUCCUGCGGAGGGCAACUCGGACGACCCACGUGCGACGAGGUUCGGCUUGAUGUUUGCGCCCGAUGACUCGGGCGACGUGCGGUACGAGAUCGACGCGACGCAGCUUGUCGAGUGGGUGGGCGCGCCGCGUGCCAGCGCUCCGGCAAACGCGCAGGACUACUGCAACGGGGCGGGCACGAGCGACGCGCCGUGCGUCUGGAUCAUCAACGAGGACGUGCCCGGGUGCGACAGCUGCCGCUACGAUGCGGGAGGCGUGUCCUUCCUGCCUGGGAGCGCGAUCGCCGUGCCUGCGUCAAGUAUCACGCAGUGGGGUUCGCUGACGCUGCCCCUACAGCUCGACGGUAUGUACUGGGUGACGCCGACUCGGCCGACGGAGCCGCUGCCCGACUACACCGCGCCCGAGACGGGGCGGGUCUACCGCGCCGCCGGGGAGCCGCCGGAUCCGUGGGCGAUGAACUGUUUCGAGGUGGACGGCCUCGCCGAGUGCAACUCUGACAACUCGGCCGCGGGGUGGCGGCUCGACAUCGCGUCCAACACCGCGGAGCUCUACAUCAACGCCGUCGACCGCAUCGCCCUGACGCGCGGCGCGCGGCGGUCCUUCUUGGGCGACCUCGUCGACCUCAAGAUCGAGUACGACGCGUCCAGGUCCAACGUGUUCGCGACGCUCAGCCGAAACGCGGCCGCCAGCCGGAACCCGGCCUUCUACCCCUGCAAGGGCUGCUGCAGCAAUUGGCCUGUCCCUGCGACGGCGACGUGCGAGACGCACUGGCGGACCUUUGCAAGGGCGGAGGGGUUUUGA